This is a messenger RNA of Guyanagaster necrorhizus, 760 nucleotides long. RefSeq lists its product as uncharacterized. NCBI's taxonomy places the organism in Eukaryota, Fungi, Basidiomycota, Agaricomycetes, Agaricales, Physalacriaceae. Gene Ontology annotation, cellular component: mitochondrial membrane. Gene Ontology annotation, biological process: mitochondrial proton-transporting ATP synthase complex assembly. The record is from RefSeq and is a predicted model, not a curated record. The transcript has 3 exons. The coding region runs from base 25 to 741 and encodes 238 amino acids.
CGGCCGUCCUGGAUGCAAACCACCAUGUUGCCCCGACUCGCCUGUCGCCAUAUUAAUGCCUUUCAUCGUUCUCUACUCAGGCCUUGCAGCGCUGUCGCAUCGUGGCGGAUCCUGUCGACAGCAGCGUCGACGACCUCUCAGAAAUCAUUUUCCGCCACCGAACCAUCUGAACAACAUGUAUACCACGGGCCUCUGAGCAACACCUUCAGACGGCUCAAGCUCUUCUCUUGGACAACUCUAGGACUCACCUCAACUAUAUCACCCUUCAUGUUCGUCAUCGAAUCCAAUUUACCGGCAAGCGCUCGACUUUCAUUGGCUACAAUCGCGGUUACGACAUCGGCAGCGAGUACGGCUAUCGUCGGAUGGGUAACCCACCCGUACGUAACUUCUCUUCGCCGGUUAGAGCCCCCGACCCCAGGAGGUGUACCCGAGAUUGAGAUGACCACAUAUUCUCUUACUCUGAAGCCAAGAAUCACCCGGGUCUACGAUCCCGAUUUUGUUAUUGAUACGUCCCGACCUUUCGCCAAAUGGGAGCUCGCCAAAUCAGUUGCUCUACCUGUCGAACGACGGCCUACAAUCCCAGUUCCAGGAAGCGAGGAAACGGUGGCGGAAACUAUGGAUUCGAACGGUGAAGUGAUCGGUAGUUGGGUGGUUCGUUGGGCGGAAAAUGGUGAAGGGACUUGCCGAUCCAUUGGCAGCGUAGUGCGACAUUUUAAUGUUCACCUUGAACUUUUACGAUAAUACUAAUCUUUGAAUUUCC